This is a messenger RNA of Aspergillus bombycis, 1422 nucleotides long. RefSeq lists its product as uncharacterized. The record is from RefSeq and is a predicted model, not a curated record. The transcript has 2 exons. The coding region runs from base 1 to 1422 and encodes 473 amino acids. Gene Ontology annotation, molecular function: hydrolase activity, hydrolyzing N-glycosyl compounds. NCBI's taxonomy places the organism in Eukaryota, Fungi, Ascomycota, Eurotiomycetes, Eurotiales, Aspergillaceae.
AUGGCUGAACCUGCAAAACUUCGGUUGUGCGAAAGUCGACCCCGAGUGUUCAUUGUCUCCGAUAUCUCGAACGAGCCAGACGACGAUGAGUCUCUCGUCCGGUACCUUCUCUAUAGCAAUGAAUUCGACACCCGAGGGAUAGUGGCGUGUACAUCAUGCUGGCUGAGACAGAAGGUUUCCCCGGAAAGCAUGGAGAGAAUUGUAAAUGCCUAUGCAAAGGUCGUCGACAAUCUCAAUGCCCACGUUCAUCCGAGCAACCCAUAUCCCAGCCCAGAAUAUCUGCUUUCCAUCAUUAAGAGCGGUCCUCCGGUUUAUGGCCGUGCUGCGCUCGCACCCGGUGUGCCGCUCAGCUCCGGCGCAGAGCUUCUAGUCGAGCAGCUGAAGGCUUCAGAAGAGCCUCUCUGGGUAAUUUCGUGGGGAGGCGCGAAUGUCCUUGCGCAGGCGCUUCAGCAUAUACACCAAACAUGUUCGGCGACCGAGAGCGCGGCACUACGAUCGAGACUGAGAGUGUACACCAUAUCCGACCAGGACGACACAGGGAUGUGGAUUCGAGUCACAUACCCGGAUAUUUUCUACAUCUGCUCCGUACACGCCUGGAAGGAGUACGGCAUGGCGGCGUGGAUCGGCAUAUCUGGGGAUGCGCUUGUACCGUUCGAUGAAGGGGGACCGGACGUCACCAAGGUGAAGAAAGAGUGGCUUCGAGAACACAUUCAGAUCGGGCCCUUGGGGCAAGCAUACCCAACGUACUCUUUUAUUAUGGAGGGCGAUACACCGACAUUCCUAUAUCUUAUUCAGAACGGGCUGGGUUCCCCAGAGCACCCGGAAUGGGGGAGCUGGGGAGGCCGUUACGCUCUCGGCGAUAUUGGAGGCGCUUCAAAGCAUUACGCCGAUGCCCGUGACACAGUUGUCGGCAAAGACGGGAAAUCCCAUACCAGCAACCAAGCAACCAUCUGGCGCUGGAGGGAUCAUUUUCAGGAUGACUUUGCGGCACCCAUUGCUUCUAGAGCCUGUCGCGGGCGCGAAGUUCUUCUGGAUGCAUCGCAGAGUUACGAUCCAGAUGGCGAUGAGCUCACAUUCACCUGGUUCUUUUACAAAGAGGUGACCUCGGCACAACAAGACAUUCAGUGGAUAGUCCCAGAUCUGCAAUGGGACGUCGUUGAGGACGCUCAGAAGCCUAGAGGAAGUGUCAUUCGUGUGAAGAUUCCUCCACCGGCGGAGUGUGCAGUUGAUCUCGUCAAUGGCCAGGCCGUGGAGAAGGGCCAGGCUUUCCAUCUCAUACUUCAGCUGCAAGACAACGGAGUCCCCAGAAUGACGACUUAUAAGAGGGUUAUACUCCAAACGACGAACCCUGAGCUGCUGGGCGGAACUGGGAAGGUCUUUUCUACAUUCACUGAAGUUGUGGAGUCUCGUGGAGAUAUAUAG